AUGAAUUCUUCCGACUACGAAAACACUUAUUCCACCAUUGUCAUAGACUCCAACCAUACGCUGAAGGUGUGCUUCGAUAAGUCUAUUUAUCCAGGUUCUGCCCUUUGGCUGGAAAAUUCAUUGGAGGAAACACUUCCUUCAUUUGUCCUGCAAUUCGCCAUUAUCCUCGCUCUCAACCGCUUCUUCUUCGUUCUUGCAGAACAAUGCCAUUUACCUCGUAUUGUUGCCAAUAUUUUUACUGGUUUUCUGUUAGGUACAUCUGUCAUGGGACGCUGGAAAGUUUUCAUGGACCAGUUAUUUCCUUUCAGCAACAUGAUACCAUUGGAGACGGUGGGAUCGUUGGCCCUUGUUUACUACGUGUUCCUGGUGGGCCUAGAGAUAGACUUGAAUCCAAUAAAGACGUUGAACAGAAAGACCAAAGUUAUAGCCAUUGCAAGCACCAUCUUCCCCAUACCAAUAGGAAUUGGCUUGUACUACCUGCUUGUCACGGACAUGGGGCGAAAACAUUUGGACAGUGACAACGUUAGACCAAAGGGUGCAAUAUUAUGGGGGCUCGCCCUUUCGUGCAGCAGUGAGUUCCCUGAGAUUGCAAAGAUCCUUUCAGAUCUGAAGCUUCUUCUCACGGAGAACGGACAACUGGCUCUCACAGCUUCUCUCCUUAACGACUUGACUUCAUGGACCCUUCUUGUCUUGGCCCUAUCACAAUUCUACCACGCUUCAGUGGUAUCGUUUGUCAUCACCGUGGUGGUUCUGUUCUUGUGUUUUGUGGCACUUAACCCCCUUUUCAAGUGGGCAUUCAACAAUGUGGGAAUGGCGGAUAAAGAGUUCUUGGAGUCACAGGUCAUAUUUGUGCUGAAUGUGGUUUUGGUUGUUGGCUUGUUAACUGAUGGACUGGGCGUGCUUUCGAUAACGGGGGCUUUCUUUCUGGGUGUUGUGAUACCUCAGGGGUCGCUUAACAAUGCGGUGCAGGACAAGGUGCAGGAUUUUGUGUCUGUUAUGCUGAUGCCUUUGUUCUUUGUGGUUGUUGGAGAGAGGAUUAGGAUCCAAGACUUGGCCUUGCAGACACAUUGGACAACUGUGUUGGUGGUGGUUGUGUUGGCCAUGGUGACCAAGAUUGUCUGCACUAUGGCUGCCACUUGGUUCUACCGGAUGCCACACAUGGAAGGAUUAUCCCUUGCAAUGCUCAUGAACACUAAAGGAAUAAUGCCAUUGAUCAUUCUCUGCACCGGCAGGGACAGACAUGAACUGGACAGCCAAACCUUUGGGGUGAUGAUGUUGGCGUGCUGGUUAAUGACAAUCCCAGUGGGACCUGUCUCAUCAGCUCUGGCAAAUGCACUGAAAAGCAGAAUGGUUAUGGGAAGCCUAAGAAGAACGCAUGACACACAACCAGACUCACCCCUGAAACUCCUAGCCUGCAUCCACACAAAGCGCGAUGCAAACGUGAUUAUCGACCUCUUAAAAGCCUCAUGUCCCUCUGUGAGAAACCCUAUCCAACUUCUAGCAGUGGAACUGAACAAAACGACCAAUCGCCCCGCCGCGGCACUCAUCAUAAGGAACGCUCGGAACACAUCCUUCACCUCGAGGUCCUUGAAGCUAGGCUCCGAAGACACCCUGGGAAGCUUCGACACUCUCAACCAGGCCAUCUUCGCAGAGAAAAUUAGUAUCAUGUCAGACUACAACACCAUGCACCAGGACAUCAUCAACCUCGCACGACACAGAGGUGUGACACUUAUCUUAUCCACAUUCCACAAGCAACCAACCUACGAUGGUUUGGGAGCAGGAGCUGCAACUGCAAGAGCUGUGAACAUCAUCAACCGCGACCAUGCAAGCAAAGACGAGAAGAAAGUGGUGUUAGAGAGUCUGGCUAAGAAUGCACCGUGUUGUUUGGCCAUAUUGGUGGACAGAGGGUUGAGUGGCAAGCGUUCGAAGGAGCUACGCGUGGCUAUGUUCUACGUGGGUGGUGCUGAUGACCGUGAAGCUCUUUCUUAUGCAUGGAGGAUGACUAGGAGUUCUGAUGUGAAUUUAACGGUGGUGAGGCUUGUUUGGGAGAACCCUAAUGACGAGUUUGAUGAAAUGGAUAAGGAGUUCAUCAAAGGGUUUAUGAAACAGAUGGGGGAUUCGACAAAGGUGAGGUAUUUGGAGAAGGUGGUGCGGGAUGAGAAGAAAACAGUGAAGCUUUUGAACAAGAUAGGGAAAAAAGGGUUUGAUUUGUUUGUUGUGGGAAGAGGGCAUGGGAGGAAGAUGUCAUUGGCACAAACGGUGGAUCCUGUGUUGGAGGAGGCUGUGUUAGGGCCUCUUGGGGAUGCUUUGACGGAUCUGAACUCUGCGGCUGAAACCUCGAUUUUGAUAUUCCAAAGACAGGGUGAAGAAGUGGAAGGGAAGCAUGUGAGGUCUGCAUCAUCUCCUGAUGGAAAUGUGUUUAGUUGCAUGAUGGAGCAGAUGCUGAUGUGCCCUUCAACCAAGUCUACUGUGAUUUUACCUCAGUAG
Molecule: messenger RNA, 2487 nt
Organism: Vigna unguiculata (cowpea)
Lineage: Eukaryota; Viridiplantae; Streptophyta; Magnoliopsida; Fabales; Fabaceae
Product: cation/H(+) antiporter 15-like
Biological process (GO): proton transmembrane transport; regulation of pH
Cellular component (GO): membrane; endomembrane system
Molecular function (GO): antiporter activity
Source: RefSeq, a predicted model, not a curated record